This is a messenger RNA of Pimephales promelas (fathead minnow), 2901 nucleotides long. It is a transcript of the gene cpt1b, whose product is annotated as carnitine palmitoyltransferase 1B (muscle). Gene Ontology annotation, molecular function: carnitine O-palmitoyltransferase activity. Gene Ontology annotation, cellular component: mitochondrion. The record is from RefSeq and is a predicted model, not a curated record. Gene Ontology annotation, biological process: long-chain fatty acid transport; carnitine metabolic process; fatty acid metabolic process. NCBI's taxonomy places the organism in Eukaryota, Metazoa, Chordata, Actinopteri, Cypriniformes, Leuciscidae.
CUGAGAUUGAUCAUAAAGUGUGCACUUAGUAUACAUCCACCAGUUUAACUCUGCCUGAGAGGAUCCAGUUACACAUACACAGAACGAGAGAGAGCAUUUACAAGGGCUACUAUGUAACAGGUGGUUUAUAGCAUACAAGAAGAAAACAAACACUUUCACAGAAAACAGGCAACUCGCAAAAUAAAAGAAAACAGAGUGGGAGGGUUUGAGUAGAAGAGGAGAUAACUAGUCCCUGAGCAACAGACUUGCAGAGUGCACGAGUCGUCGACUGAAGGGCACAAGAGUCCAGAACAUUUGACUUCCAUCGAGGACAUUCCAGCUGAGAGAAAAUUGGAUCUUUUUAUCCACUGAAUUUCAUCUGACUUACACUGUUUUGCAGUCACAUUGCAUUGCAGGCUGUGCUUUAAGCCUGUAUAAUGGCCGAGGCUCACCAGGCGGUGGCAUUUCAGUUCACCGUCACACCAGAUGGCAUCGACCUACAGUUGAGCCGUGAGGUGCUCAAACACAUUUACAUAUCUGGAGUGACAUCAUGGAAGAAGCGUGCUAUCCGCUUCAAGAAUGGUGUUCUCACAGGUGUGUACCCCGCCAGUCCUUCCAGCUGGCUAAUCGUAGUCAUUGCGAUUAUGAGCACAAUGUAUGCCAGGAUCGACCCCUCCAUGGGUAUGAUUGACAGGAUAAAGACAUCUCUUCCAGUGAGUGAAUUUAUGACCGUUCAGACUCAGAUGGUGUUGAGUGCCAUCUUGUUUGCCACAGGCCUGUGGUUAUCCUUCAUCUUCCUUCUGCGGUACAUCCUGAAAGCUCUCCUGUCCUAUCAUGGCUGGAUCUUUGAGUCACAUGGCAAAAUGAGCUUCUCUACUAAAGUUUGGCUGAGUCUCGUAAAGCUGUUGUCUGGUCGACGGCCGUUGCUCUUCAGCUUUCAGGGAUCUCUGCCCCAUCUGCCAGUACCGAGCAUUGAUGACACAAUCAGCAGGUAUCUAGAAUCAGUUCAACCUCUUCUGGAUGAUGAUCAAUAUAAACAGAUGGAGAUUGUUGCUAAUGACUUCAAAAAGGACCCUGCCCCCAAAUUCCAAAAACACCUAAAACUCAAAUCCUGGUGGGCCACAAAUUAUGUCAGUGACUGGUGGGAGGAGUAUAUCUACCUGAGAGGACGCGACCCCAUCAUGGUUAAUAGCAACUUUUACACAAUGGAUUUCCUCUAUGUGAUCCCAACACACAGACAGGCUGCACGGGCUGGAAAUGUAGUUCAUGCCAUGCUGCAGUAUCGUCGGAAACUGGAGCGAGGAGAACUUACCCCGCUGAGAGCUCUUGGGAUUGUCCCUAUGUGCUCUUUUCAGUUUGAAAGGAUGUUCAACACCACUCGUAUCCCUGGCAUUGAGACUGAUUUUGUGCAGCAUCUGAAGGACAGGAAGCACUUGGUGGUGUACCAUCGAGGCCGUUUCUUUAAGGUGUGGUUGUACUAUGGUGGUCGCCACCUUUGGCCGUCAGAGCUCGAGUUGCAGUUUCAACGUAUCCUGGAUGACAAAUCUGAACCACAGCCUGGAGAGAUCAAGCUCCCUUCACUGACUGCUGGAAACAGGGUUCCUUGGGCCAGGGCACGUUUAAAGUACUUCAGAGAGGGUGUCAACCGGGCGUCUCUGGAGGCCAUUGAGACGGCUGCGUUUUUCCUGACCCUGGACGAUGAGGCGCAUGGAUAUGAUCCAGAGAAUUUAAAAUCCCUGGACCUCUACGCUAAAUCUCUACUGCAUGGAAAGUGCUAUGACAGGUGGUUUGAUAAAUCCUUCACUUUGAUCGUCUACAAGAACGGUAAAAUGGGCGUCAACACUGAGCAUUCAUGGGCGGACUCCCCUAUCAUUGGACAUAUGUGGGAGUAUGUUUCGGCCACAGAUUGUUUCCACCUGGGAUAUACUGCAGAGGGACAUUGCAAAGGAGACAUCAACAAAAGCCUGGCGCCCCCUACCAGACUACAAUGGGACAUCCCAAAAGCGUGCCAGGAGAUUAUUGAAGGUUCUUACAUGAUUGCUAAGGGAAUUGCUGACGAUGUGGAUUUCCACGACUGCUUAUUUAAUGAGUUUGGAAAGGGCCUGAUAAAGAAAUGCAGAACAAGUCCAGAUGCUUUUAUCCAGCUAGCACUGCAGCUAGCUCAAUACAGGGACAAGGGGAAAUUCUGUCUGACUUAUGAAUCAUCCAUGACACGCAUGUUCCGCGAGGGCCGGACGGAAACCGUUCGCUCUUGCACCUGUGAGUCCACAGCGUUUGUAAAAGCAAUGGAAGACGAGAGCAAAACGAAUGAGCAGAGGUUAGAUCUCUUCAAAAAAGCUGCUGAGAAACAUCAGAACAUGUACCGUCUGGCAAUGACAGGAGCCGGGAUCGACCGGCAUCUCUUCUGCCUCUAUAUUGUGUCCAAAGUAAUGGGCAUAGACUCACCCUUCCUCAAACAGGUUUUAUCUGAGCCCUGGCGUCUCUCCACCAGUCAGACCCCUCAACAGCAGCUCAAUCUCAUCGACAUUCAGAAGUUUCCCAAAUAUGUGGGAGCAGGAGGCGGCUUUGGGCCUGUUGCUGAUGACGGUUAUGGUGUUUCUUACAUCAUUGUCGGUGAGGAUCUCAUUACAUUCCACAUUUCUAGCAAGUUCUCCAGCCCUGAGACGGACUCAUUUCGCUUUGGCCAGAAUAUCAGACAGGCCAUGCUGGACAUAAGAGCUCUAUUCAACCAGAAAGAGAAGAAGAUCUGACUCCUAAAAUCAGGAAUUUCAAAUUCCUGACCCAAGUUGAAAGCACCAGUUUUACAAUAAUCUGAACAAACAUCACUACAAACAAAUAUUAGGUUACGUUUUUAUGAAAUCCACUUGGGUAACACUUUAUUUGAAGGGGUGUACUUAAGACUGACAUGACAUUGUCAUAAAC